Nannizzia gypsea CBS 118893 is the source of this 246-nucleotide messenger RNA. RefSeq lists its product as hypothetical. The transcript has 2 exons. Lineage: Eukaryota; Fungi; Ascomycota; Eurotiomycetes; Onygenales; Arthrodermataceae. The record is from RefSeq and is a predicted model, not a curated record. The coding region runs from base 1 to 246 and encodes 81 amino acids.
AUGGCCCUACGGCAAAACAACCCCGGUGCAACGCAUAUAUCCAUGUCAACUGCCUGCACAGGUCCGUCGAAGCUGGGGGAGAUGCAUCCUAAGCCACAAAAGGCCUUGCAGACCCUUCGCGGGUACGGUCAUCUGCGCAUUCUCAUGGAGGACUACAAGACCCCAAAUGGCAUCACUCCCCUUGCUGUAGGAUUGUAUGCGUUUACGUGUGGUUGUGAGACCAUACGACGCCGGAAUGCUAAAUAG